This is a messenger RNA of Caenorhabditis elegans, 2753 nucleotides long. It is a transcript of the gene lin-42, whose product is annotated as Period protein homolog lin-42. Gene Ontology annotation, cellular component: cytoplasm; nucleus. The record is from RefSeq and is marked reviewed. The transcript is spliced from 9 exons. Bases 21 to 1814 code for a protein of 597 amino acids. NCBI's taxonomy places the organism in Eukaryota, Metazoa, Nematoda, Chromadorea, Rhabditida, Rhabditidae.
AACGUGGCACCAUCAGCCAAAUGGAGCCAGCCGGGCACUCAAGCGCAACACAUAACAUCGUUGUGCCCAACGCCAAUCCCACGCAGCCCCAACCACUUGCACCAGCAAUGCGUGAGGAAGGUGCCACGUUGUCACCCCCGAACACCUGGUCCUCGUCCUCCGUAGAAUUUCUGGACGACGCGGACGACAAUCGACUCUUGUUCACGUGCACCUUCACAUUACCCCACGGUACCGUACUCUCAUCUGCCACGUAUGCUGACGGAUUCCACGAGCAAUAUUUGACGAUUGGAGAUAACUUUCUGGCGAGGCUAGAGCCCAAGGGACAGAGCUUCAUCUUGUCCGCCGCCGCCGCUUCGGUAAAGCAGAGGAUUUUUGCAAGGGUUACUAUGCCAGACGGAGCCCUGCGGGCCUGUGAGCUGCUUUGCGAGUUCGAGACCGAUCGGGCCAAGAUCACCGUGUUGGCGUUGCGAUCGGCGUUCAGUCUUCAGGCCAGCCACGUGUCAUCCAACUUCCACGUCUUCACUUUCAUCACCAAGCACUCGUCGACGUGUGCUCUUACCCAUAUUGAUUACGCCUCGAUUCCAUACCUUGGUCUCCUACCCACCGAUCUCAUUGGUAAAUCACUGCUAGCCUUUGUCUAUUCCCCAGAUGUACAUGUCGUGCGGCAGGCGCACAUUGAUCUUCACAACUCGCGCGGAAAGAUCGUCAAAUCCAUCGCCGACCUCCGACUCGUCGCCCACAACGGAUCGAUCCUCCGAUGCCAGACCGAAUGGAGCGCCUACGUGAAUCCAUGGACCCGAAAAAUGGAGCUAGUCGUCGCCAGACACCGUAUCUGCUCCCUUCCAAUCGGAGACUCGGAUGUGAUCUCCUCACCACCACCAGGCAUCCAGUCAAACACCCUGCCACCGGUUAUGGCGAAGACUUUCGAGGAUGAGCUGAGAACUAUUAUGAAUAAGCCAGUACCAUCCACCUCCCGUCACAGCCACCACCACCAUCACUCAAGCCUCAAGGAUCAGAACCAGGGCUUCCCGGCCAACAUCGACCUGGGCGCCUACAUCGACAAAAUUGUCGAGCAACUCGUUGUCAACUCCACAGCCCAGCAACAGCAGAAGGUAGCCGUCGCCGCCGCCGCAGCCGCUCAGGCAGCCCAGGCCGCCGUAGUCGCCACCGCCCAGAUCAGGAAAGUUGCCAGCGCCCCGCCGACCACCUCAACGGACCCACCACUCAGCUACACACAGAUUAACUGUCUGGAGAAUGUGCACAGGUUGUUGAAGUCUCAGAGUAGGCCGGAAAGCCCAGCGAAACAAGAUGAGCCGUUCGAUGAGAAGAAGUACCCACCGCAGACGCCACUGACCCGAGAAGCACUGACACUGCACACCAAGCGAUUUGAAGACGAGUACAAGGACACUUGGUGCAGACGCCUGAAACGCCUAUCCGACGAUGUCCCGAGCUCCCCACCAGCGAAGCGUACGACGCCGAUCCACUGGACAUCCUCCUCGCAGAACCAUUACCGGACAAUGGCACCCGCCCCACCACCGCCACCGGGCAAGAACUAUCAGAUCACCUACACUCCACUGGACGACCUGACCGACCAAAAGUCCACCAACACCAAGUCCGACGUGGAAAACGUGGCCUAUCCAAUCUCGGGCUCCAAGUUCUCCACCCCAAUGCGGCUCUCGAUUGACGGGCUUCUGCCACGUGGUGCUACGUCGACUGGCGGUGCUUCACCGACAAGUGGCACCAACUCGCCGCCCGUCUUCCCGAAAACUUCCUCAUCCUCCUCUCUCCUAAUGCUACGGGAUUCUCAGAAUUAAUAAGCUACUGCCCAAUUUUUCUUUCAAUUUUUAAUUUUUUUCGAAUUUUGAGUCGAAAUUUGAGUUCAGUGCGCUCAGAGCUUUUGAAUGAGUACCCACAAGCCUAUAGGCCUAUAUGGGCCUGAACCCGGCCUGAACGGGCAUUGAAAAGCCUGAAAAAGCCUGAAAAGCCUAGACAAUAAUGUUUUUCUACAUGACUCCUCGGAAGUUUUGAUAUAAAAUCCAUAAUUGCUAGGUUUCUAGAUAAAAAAUUUUUCAGGCCAAUUCAGGACGUUCAGGCCCAAACAUUCAAGCCUCAAGCUAUUGUUUUUCUAAACCAUGGCUUGUGGGUAUUUAUCUGAAAGCUCUCGACAAGCUGAUUUCAAAUUUCAACAUUUCGCCUCUAUCCUUUACGUUUCCUGCAAAAAACUACCCGGCUGUCUUUCAAUGCGUAACCGGUGCGUUGACACCUCCCCCCACCCACUCACUACCCGCCCCCAUAAAAAACUUUGUCUAGUUUUUUACCGUCUUUCAUUUGUUUUUAAAAAGUAUGUACCGACAAAAUUUGGGAUAUUUUGAGCCAAAUAUUUUAUAGGAUUUUUCAAUUUUUUCCAAUUUUUUUUCUAAAAAAAAGCUCAAAAAUCCCAAAUUUCCAAGUGCACCCGAAAGCUCCCAGUGCAUGGGAAUUUCACAUUUAUAGCCGCCCCCACACUCCCCACCCACCCAAAAAUCUUCCAAUUGUGCAAUUUGAACCACUCAAUUUCCUGCCUUUUCUCCCGCGAAAUUUCACCCCCCAAUUUAUAGAUUCUCAAUUUUUUUUUGUGUUUUUUUCACAUUUUUACUCUUUUUUUUUUUGGGUUUUUGACACCUACAACAUUGAUUCGAGACUCUUGAAAUCUUUCAAACAACUUUUUUUUGUGACUUUUAUGUAUGUGUGUAUUAUAUAAAUUAUUGGUGAUU